GAGGUUGAACAAACCAUGGCUUGUGCUACUCUCCUACUUGCGCUCUUCAUACUGGUACAGCUCUACUCACUAGCCACAUCUACUUCACAUGGCCAUGGUAACACCACAGCUUCUUUCUGCCACCCGGACCAGGUCGCAGCACUUCUCCAACUAAAACAGUCCUUCAUCUUCGACUACUCCACCAACACCCUGCCGUCGUGGCAACCAGGUACCGACUGCUGCCUCUGGGAGGGUGUGGGUUGCGAUGAUGGUGUAUCUGGCGGUGGCCAUGUCACCGUUCUUGACCUCGGUGGCCAUGGCCUCUACAGCUACGGCUUCCAUGCUGCACUUUUCGACCUCACCUCCCUACACUACCUCGACCUCAGCAUGAACGAUUUCGGCGGAUCUCACAUCCCAAUAGCUGGUUUCGAGAGGCUACCAAAGCUAACUCACCUCAACCUUUCUUGCUCAAAAUUGUACGGUCAGAUUCCAAUAACCAUCGGCAAACUCACGAGCCUGGUAUCAUUGGAUCUUUCUUCAGUGUACAGUAUUACUCCCACCAACGAAAUCACGAAUAUAUAUGCUAUCUUGGAUGGCUACAACAAUCUGCUGCUACGAGAGCCCAGCUUUGGGACCUUAGUGGAAAACCUCACCAAUCUGAAGGAACUCUACCUUGACGGAGUGGACAUAUCUAGUAGUGAAGAGUGGUGCAGUGGUCUAGGCAAAGCUGUUCCUCAUCUUCAGGUUCUAAGCAUGGUAAACUGCAAACUCUAUGGUCCAAUCCACCCCUCCCUGUCAAGUCUCCGAUCACUUACCGUGAUCAACCUCAAGUUUAAUUGGAUUUCUGGUACCGUUCCUGAAUUCUUGUCGGAGUUUCUCAAUUUAAGUAUUCUUCAACUCGCCAAUAACAACUUCAGUGGUUGGUUUCCUCAGAAAAUAUUUCAACUCAAGAACAUAAGAGUGCUUGAUGUGUCAGGCAACGAGCAGCUCGCUGGAAAUAUAUCCAAAUUUCCAUCUGGGGCUUCUUUAGAGAUUUUGAAUCUAUGGUAUACUAAUUUCUCUAGUAUCAAGCUGAGCUCAUUUAGCAACCUCCUAUCUCUGAGGGAGCUAGGUUUUACUGGAAAUUCAAUUUCAAUGGAGCCAACUGAUUUAUUGUUCAACAAGCCUGAGUCCUUGCAAAACUUGCAGCUCUCUUUUGAUAAAUUUUCAGGGGAGUUAGGGCCAUUUUUCUCAUGGAUUAGAACCCUUAAGAACUUGACAAGCUUGCAACUCUAUUAUUGCUAUUCGUCCAAGAUAAUGCCGCCUGUGAUUGGCAAUCUUACCAACCUGACAAGUUUGGUAAUCUCUUACUGUGGCUUCCUUGGGCAGAUACCAUCAUCAAUUGGUAACCUCGACAAGUUGACAUCCUUGAAAAUCUCUGAUUGUGCCUUCUCUGGGACAAUACCACAUUCAAUUGGCAAUCUCAAGAAUCUAAGAAGCUUGGACAUAUCUUACAAUCACUUAUCAGGUCCUAUUACAACAGAUAUUGGACAGCUCAGCGAAUUGACAGAAUUAAUAUUAAAGGGUAGCAGGUUUUCUGGCAGCAUACCAAGUACUAUUGUGAACUUAAGUCAACUGGUUUAUCUGGAUCUUUCGGAGAAUGACCUAAGAGGAGAUAUUCCAAAAGGUCUAUUUGCUUUACCGGCGAUGUUACAGUUGGACCUUUCAUUAAACCAACUUUCUGGACCAAUACAAGAGUUUGAUGCACUAUAUUCCUGCAUGAAAGUUGUUGAUUUGAGUGAAAAUAAAAUUAGUGGACAGAUUCCUGCAUCAAUCUUUCAAGUCACAAGUUUGCUUGACCUGGAUCUUCACUCAAAUAACUUAACAGGUUCAGUACAACUGAGUUCACUUUCAAAGUUAAGAAAACUUGUUAGCUUGGAUCUCUCAAACAAUAGGUUAUCCGUCAUGGAUGGCAAAGGCAGAAAAACCACAGUACCCUUACUUCCUGAACUCAUGGAAUUAGGACUUGCGUCUUGCAACAUGAAAACAAUUCCUAGAUUCUUGAUGAAUCUGAAUCAUAUCGUAAUUUUGGACCUUUCAAGCAACAAAAUAAGUGGGACUAUACCCAAAUGGAUAUGGGAGACGUGGGAUGAUAGCCUUACAAGUGUAAAUCUAUCACACAACAUAUUCACAUAUAUACAACUGACUUCAUAUGUUCUCCCCAACAGUCAUUUGGAUUCUCUGGAUCUCAGUUUCAAUAGACUUCAGGGCCAUAUCCCAAUGCCAAACAUGCUGCAAACAGUUGGAAAUUUACCUCAGGUUUUGGAUUAUUCAAACAAUAGAUUCUCUUCUGUUAUGCCAAACUUCACUGUUUAUCUUAGCCAAACUGCAUAUCUCAAAUUGUCAAAAAAUAAGCUAACUGGGCCUAUACCGCAUUCAGUCUGCAACUCACGCAACCUUGAAGUCCUUGACCUGUCAUACAACCACUUCAGUGGACUGAUACCAUCAUGUCUGAUAGAACAUGGUCACCUGAGUAUAUUAAAUUUGAGGGAGAAUCAGUUUGAAGGAACAUUUCCUUAUAAUGUUAGUGAGCACUGUAACCUUCAAACAAUAGAUUUACAUGGCAAUAAGAUUCAAGGGCAGCUUCCUAGGUCUCUUUCCAACUGCGCUGACCUGGAGAUUCUUGACAUUGGAAACAAUCAGAUUGUUGAUACUUUCCCAUCUUGGCUGAGUAGGCUUUCUAAUCUACAUGUCCUUGUUUUAAGAUCCAACCGGUUUUAUGGCUCACUUCUUCAUCUUUCUAGAGAUAGCAAAUUUGAAGAAUAUUUCCCAAAGUUAAAAAUCAUUGAUAUAGCCUCAAACAACUUCUCUGGCAAUUUGGAUCAACGAUGCUUCGAGAGGUUGACAUCUAUGAUGGAAAAGUUCGAUGACACAGGAAGUAUUUCACGUCAUUAUAUUUCAUACAGAGAUGUGUACUACCAAAACAUUGUUGCAAUCACAAACAAAGGGCAUUAUAUGACAUUUGGAAAAUUCUUGACUACCUUAACCGCAAUUGACUUCUCAAAUAAUGCAUUAGAUGGUGACAUUCCUGAAACAAUUGGAAUGCUAGUGUCACUACAUACAUUGAGCAUGUCACGUAAUGCAUUUACGGGCAGGAUUCCACCAAAAAUUGGUGAGAUGCGUCAGUUGGAAUCACUGGACCUGUCCUGGAACAAGCUUUCUGGAGGGAUUCCAUCAGAGCUAACAAAUUUAACAUUUCUUGCCACCUUGAACUUGUGCGAAAACAAGCUGGAUGGAAGUAUACCACAGUCACAUCAGUUUGCGACAUUUGAGAACUCUUCGUAUGAAGGGAAUACAGGGCUCUGUGGACCGCCUCUGUCCAAACCAUGUGGCAGUUCGAGUAAUACAAAUGAGACACACGUGAACAUAUCUGAAGAUCAUGUCGAUUUUAUUUUGUUUCUGUUUAUUGGGGUGGGCUUUGGCGUUGGAUUCGCAGCAGGUCUUUUGAUGAAAUGGGGUCAAAUCGGCAAAUGGUUUCGGAUUGUGUGAACAUGGUCUGAAGGCACAGGACUGGCUGUCGGUACAGUUAUGCUAUUAUUGGAGGGAGCUAUAAGUUGUAAUAUGCUGCCCUAUAGGCUCAUACUUAUAUCUUAACAUCUAUAUUCAAUCACCUCUGUAUUUUCAUGUAAUGUAAUGUUGUCUGAAGACACAACACGGACUGCCAGUACAGUUAUGCUAUUGCCGGAGGUGGCUAUAAGUUGUAAUAUACGACCCUGU
Messenger RNA from Lolium rigidum, 3735 nucleotides. Its product is annotated as receptor-like protein 35. Gene Ontology annotation, molecular function: protein binding. The transcript has 2 exons. NCBI's taxonomy places the organism in Eukaryota, Viridiplantae, Streptophyta, Magnoliopsida, Poales, Poaceae. The record is from RefSeq and is a predicted model, not a curated record. The coding region runs from base 16 to 3507 and encodes 1163 amino acids.